UGCGGCUCCGCCCCGCCGCCUGGGUGGGCAUGGGGGGAGCACCACUGCUCGGUCCAAGCUACUGGUGUGAGCGACCUUUCACAAUCACUCUACCUACGUCGCUAACACGAAACACACGAUGCCGGCAAGACUAUCGAUCCAGGAGUACGACAAGCUGCUCACGCAGCCUGGGAGCCCGUAUGAGAUGGUCGAAGAUGUGGUCGAAGGCCGCAAGCACCUCGUAUGGAAGCACACGCCACGCUCCUUCCGCGACUUCAUCACUGAGCGGUUCCAGAUGUGGACGCCGCGCGAGGCCGUCUCCGACCCCGUGCCAGAGCCCUCAGAAUACUACGACCGGCGCCACACAACCUAUGGCGAGAUGUACGGGCUCGCGCUCGAGCUCGGCGCGUGGUUGCGCGAGCAGGGUGUGAAACAGGGCGAGCGCGUCGGGCUCGGUGGCCUCAACUCGAUGGGCUUCAUCGUCGCGUUCUGUGGCAUUCACCUUAUCGGCGCCGUGCCGGUCAUGCUGAACGCAACCCUGACCGCCGACACGCAGCUCCACUGCUUGGGUUUAACUAAGCCCAAGCUCACGCUGGUCGACCAGCAUUGCGGCGUCAUCAUUGGCCCACUCGCGUCCCAGCUCAAGGCGCGGGGCGUCGGCCCCGUCUACUGCUACGACAAGGUCGGACACCUCCCGGCCGCCGUGCAGGCGGGCCUGAUCGAGCUGACCCCGCUUGCGGCGCCCAAAACCGUGCUGUCCGUGCAGGACGGUCAGGGCCUUGGGAACCUUGGGCCAGAGAGCGACGCCAUGAUCUUCUUCACGUCCGGCACGACGAGCAAGCCCAAGGGUGUGAUCUGCACUCAGCGGCAAUGCUUGCACCACAUUGUGGCGGGCAGCAUUCCGAGUGCACGCGCGAUCCUGCGUGGCGGCGGCACGCUUGAGGAGGCAUUCGCGGCGCACACCCCGCCUCCCGUGCAGGGCGUCAUGCUCCUCGCCGUCCCGCUGUUCCACGUCACGGGAUGCCUGGGCUGGAUGGUGCGCGCGUGGGUGAUGGGCUCCAAGAUCGUGUUCAUGCGGCGGUGGAACGUUGACGACGCCGUCACGCUCUGCGUCGACGAGAAGAUUGGGUUCAUUGGGGGUGUUCCGGCCAUCGCAACGGCGAUCAUUCAGUCGCCCAAAUUGCCGAAGGACCACGUAUUUGACGGCUUGACGUACGGCGGCGCGCCACCUCCGCAGCGCCUCGCAAGGGAUAUCGCGGCGCGCUGGCCCGCGGCAUCGGCCACGCACGCGUACGGCAUGACGGAGACGAACGGGCUGCACGUGGCACUGACCGGAGGAGACUACCACGAGAGGCCUGAGUCCGUCGGCCUCAGCAUCCCGACUUCGAAGAUGCGCGUGGUGGACGAGAACGGCCGCGUGCUUCCGCCCAACACCAUGGGUCUGCUGCAAUGCUACGGGCCUAACAUCAUGAAGUGCUAUGUCGAUAAUCCCGCCGCGACUGCCGAGGCGCUCACGCCCGACGGCUGGCUCAACACGGGCGACAUGGCGCUCAUCUGCCCCGAAGGCUUCUUGUACAUCCGUGACCGGGCGAAGGAUGUGAUCAUCCGCGGCGGCGAGAACAUCGCGAGCGCAGAGGUCGAGAACGAAGUGUUCAAGGACGACAGGAUCGCCGAGUGUGCUGCGGUCGCUGUGCCGGACGAGCGGCUGGGCGAGCUCGUUGGUAUCGCCGUCAGCCUUGCGCCGGGCGCCAGUGCCACUCCCGAGAGCGUGCUCGCUGCCGCACACCCUCGCCUCCGCCACCCUGCGCGACCGGUCAUCUGCGUUAUUCUUGACGCAUUGCCCCGCAACGCGAACGGGAAGAUGGUCAAGAACGAUAUCAAGAAGAUCGUGGUGGAAAAGUGGGAGGAGGCGGGUCGGGUUAAGGUCGAUAUUGUCGGGCACAACCGCGACCUUGUCAAGGCCAAGCUGUAGACACUAGUGUGUCCUGAAGUUCGUUUAGAUGCUGGAUUUCAGGCUGGGGGAUUUUUCUGACUGUGCUAUAGCGUUCCUUCACCUGCAAGCGCUAUGUUAAAAGCUUUUAG
Molecule: messenger RNA, 2061 nt
Organism: Cutaneotrichosporon oleaginosum
Lineage: Eukaryota; Fungi; Basidiomycota; Tremellomycetes; Trichosporonales; Trichosporonaceae
Biological process (GO): secondary metabolic process
Molecular function (GO): CoA-ligase activity
Source: RefSeq, a predicted model, not a curated record